AUGUGGAUGACUGAAGGCAUUGUGUCAUCAUCAUCAGUACCACCAGCACAAGUAGGAGAAAUGAAGGUAGAAGAGACAAUGUUGGAUGCUGGAACGAGUUAUUUAAGUGAGCUAGCACAGAGAUGCAUGGUUCAAGUCCAAUUAACGAGAUUCAGUAGAAGGCUUAAACUCUGUCACCUACACGAUCUCAUGAGGGAAUUAUGCUUGUUGAAAGCCCAAGAGGAGAAUUUUCUCAAGGUUGUUCGCGUUGAAGCCUUUGAUAAUCAACAGCUCAAGUGGGAGGACUCUGCCUCUUCAUCUUCGUCGUCACCGUUGACUAAAAUUCGUAGGCUUGCUGUGUACUAUUUGGGUGAUCAUGAUGCGAAUAAUACAAGGAAAGAAGAUAUUAAUCUCGAAGAAUUAACUAAUCACCACCAUCUGCGGUCAUGCCAAUUUUACUUCUUUGGAAAGAAAUUGAAAAGUUUUGGUUGGGAACAGAUAAGAUCACUUCUCAAGGGCUUCAAGUUGAUUAGAAUUCUAGAUGUCGAAAAAGUGGAAGCUGGCAUAGGAGAGAAAAUGUUGCCAAGAGAUAUAGGAAACCUGUUUCACUUGAGAUAUUUAAAUAUAAACGAGUCUCGUAUUAAAAGUGUGCCUUCUUCUAGAGGCAAUUUGAGAUUCCUCCAAACCCUAGAUCUAAGGACAUAUUUCGAUCUAGUAGAAAUACCCAAUGUCCUGUGGAGGUUCGAACAAUUGAGACAUCUAUAUCUUCCUCUUGAAAUCAAGCAGACUAGUAAAAUGAAAGUUUUUUCGAAAACCACCAAAGACUUGGCAGUGAUCCUUAAAUCUCCAAUCCUCCUCAACAAUUUGAACAGCAUUCUUCUACCAUCUUUAUCCUUCAGGAUCGGGAUUAUAGGAGAUUUCCUAACGGAAGAAGAACAAAUCCUUUUAAGGCAACUUUUAGGAUGCCACCAUCUUCACAAAUUGUUUUUACGUGGGUCCCUGAAUCUAUUUAAUAAAUUCCCAGACCAAUUCCCUUCAAAUCUCACCGAUUUAACCUUGUGGGAUACUAAACUAGAGGAAGACCCAAUGCCAACAUUGGAGAAGUUUCCCAACUUAUGGACUCUCAUCUUACGUAAGAAUUCAUACACUGGGAAAGAGAUAGUUUGUUCUUCUGCCCCACCACCACCAAUAAAAACAGCACCAUCCAGCAGUAGUAGUGGAGGAGGAGGAGGAGGGGGCUAUGGCGGCUGUGAUGGUGGAGGUUUUCCAAAACUCAUAUCUUUACACCUCUGGAGUAUUGAAAUCUUGGAGGAGUGGAGGGUGGAACAAGGAGCCAUGCCCUGUCUCUUCCAUUUACAAAUUAUUGGAUGCAAAAAAUUGACGGAGAUUCCGGACGGAUUGAGGUUCAUUACCACCCUCCAUGAAUUGGAUAUCAAAUACGUAGCUGAAGCACUCAUAGACAGGGUUAGAGAAGGAGUGAACUUCUACAAAGUCAAGCACGUGCCUUCCAUCAUAUUAGUAGAAUAA
Molecule: messenger RNA, 1506 nt
Organism: Camellia sinensis
Lineage: Eukaryota; Viridiplantae; Streptophyta; Magnoliopsida; Ericales; Theaceae
Source: RefSeq, a predicted model, not a curated record